AUGAUAACGUCCAGUUCAGACUUCAGGUUCUCCCUCUGUUGUGUCUGCAGAUUGUCAGGUUGUCUGAUCUCAGAGGAAGGCUGUGCUUCUCUGGCCUCAGCUCUGACCUUUAACCCCUCCCAUCUGAGAGAGUUGGACCUGAGCUACAAUCAUCCAGGAGACUCAGGAGUGAAGCUGCUGUCGGCUGGACUGAAGGAUCCAAAGUGGAGACUGGAAACUCUCAGGGUGGAGCCUGAUGGAGUCCGAUGGUUGACACCAGGUCUGAGGAAAUAUUCCUGUCAACUCACCAUCGACACAAACACAAUGAGCAGAAAACUGAAACUGUCUGAAGACAACAGGAAGUUGACAUGUGUGGAGGAGGAUCAGUUAUAUCCUGAUCAUCCAGACAGAUUUGAGUAUCUUCACAAUGUCCUGUGUGAAACUGGUCUGACUGGUCGCUGUUACUGGGAGGUUGAGUGGAGAGGAGGGGUUGAUAUAGCAGUGAGUUACAAAAGAAUUGAGAGGAAAGUAGACAGUAGAACCUGUUGGUUUGGAGGGAAUGAUCAUUCCUGGUGUCUGAUCACCUGCGGUGAUGAUGAGUGCUAUGUGAGGCACAAUGACAUACGAACUCGUCUCCCUUCCUCCUGUUUCUCUCACAGAGUAGGUGUGUAUGUGGACUGUCCUGCUGGCAUUCUGUCCUUCUACAAAGUUUCCUCUGACUCACUGACCCACAUCUACACCUAUAAAACCACAUUCACUGAACCUCUCUAUGCUGGGUUUGGGUUCUGGGUCCCUGGUUUUUCACUGGUUCUGAAGAACUAGAGUUUCUUGUAUCAGAGAUUUUCUCUCUGUUAAAGUCAAAAGUAAAAGUCAAGUUUAUUGACAAGACAGUUCAAAGUUAUUUUCCCCAUAAUAAAAUAAUACAGUUUUAAAUUAUGAAACAUUAAAUGUUGUCAGAUAUCAAAAUAAUGAAGCAAAACAGUGCCACUAGGGGGCGCUGUUUCUCCUGGAGGCCCGGUUGCGUCCUGCAUGUUUUAUUCCCUCCCUGGUUUUAGUAACAACCUUUCAGCAGGUCAAAGUUCUUCUUAGGCCUCUAAUGAUCCAUCAUUGGAUCCAGGUGAGUUAAACCAGGGAGAGACUAGAACCUGCAGGAUCCCGGCCCUCAGGGGCCACUUUGGGCUCCACUGGUCUAAAUGAUGCUGGAAUGACCAGAUUGAGGCUCCAAGCAGGAACGAACCAUUUCAUGCAGAUCCAGGGAAGUUCAGUGAAAAUAUAGAUGUGCUUUUUGCUCUGGGAGGUAACAUUUAAUUUUUACUGCUAUAAACUAUUUUAGGAAACACAGUAU
Xiphophorus couchianus (Monterrey platyfish) is the source of this 1324-nucleotide messenger RNA. Its product is annotated as neoverrucotoxin subunit alpha-like. Lineage: Eukaryota; Metazoa; Chordata; Actinopteri; Cyprinodontiformes; Poeciliidae. Gene Ontology annotation, molecular function: protein binding. The transcript is spliced from 3 exons. The coding region runs from base 1 to 801 and encodes 266 amino acids. The record is from RefSeq and is a predicted model, not a curated record.